Molecule: messenger RNA, 2512 nt
Organism: Didymodactylos carnosus
Lineage: Eukaryota; Metazoa; Rotifera; Eurotatoria; Philodinida; Philodinidae
Source: the annotation of a GenBank genome assembly
AUUUUAUGAUAAUAUUGAAUUAUUUUAUGGCGAUAUUAACAAAAAAUUAAUAUUUCAAAGUAAAACAUUAUUAAUUGUAUCUGGAUUAUUUGCUGAAAUUAUUUUAAAAGAUGACAUUCGUGAGAAAAUAUCAUCUAUUAUUAUAUUUUGUCAUCAUAUAGAUAAAUAUAAAAAAUAUUCCAACUCCAUUAAAGUUAUUGAUAUUUGUACUGAUUAUAAUUUAUUAAAAAUUUCAAUUGAACGUGUUUUACCAUCAUUAAAAUUUAAUUUAUUUGAAAAUCGUUCUUUAAAUACAAUAUGUUCCUUAACAACAACAUCAUAUAAUAAUACAGCGACACUUUUUUCAUAUAUUUUAUUUGUUGAAAUAUUAAAACAAGUUCCUCAAAAUGACCAAGCAAAAGAUUUCAUGUUGAAUAAAAUAAAAGAUUAUUAUCAACAUGAUAAAAGCGAACUUAAAAAGAUCGAAUUAUUUCGUAAAGAAUAUUCUUCGUCAAAAGCAAUUGAAUGGUAUACUAAAGAUUCAUUUGUUUAUAGACUUAUCAAUAAAGCAUUUAGAACGGACGACACAUCAAUGUGGUAUAUUUUUAGAUUUUUUAUAAGUGAUUUAUGUAAACAAAUCGAACAAGUUCAUGAAGAACAAAAUCUUAAAGAGUUUUAUACACUUUAUCGUGGUCAAUCACAUCUACCAAAACAAGAACUUGAUAAUAUUAAAGCAAAUAUUGGUGGUCUUAUAUCAAGUAAUGGAUUCUUUUCAACAUCAAAAUCAUUUUUUACCGCUUCCAGCUUUGUUCAAGGUGUGAAAGAUACAGAAAAUUCUCGUGCUGUCAUUUUUCAAGUAACAGUUGAUUCAGUUAAUUUAAAAAAUACAAUUUUCGUUGAUGUUGAUCAACAUUUGGGACCAGAUUACGAACAUGAAAUACUUUUUAAUAUUGGAACUGUUUUUAAAAUUGAAAGUAUUGAACAAGAAGAAGAUUUUUGGAGGAUUAAAAUGUCUGCAACUGACGAAGGGACAACAGAAAUCAAACAAAGAAUUAAUUUAAUCAAAAAUAAAUUUCAAAAAAUGAAUAUUAAUCUUUUAUUUGGAAAACUAUUGAUUGAUAUGCAUCAAUAUGAUAAAGCUGAAGUAUAUUUUAACAUGAUGUUGCAAGUAUUAUCUGAACAACACCCAGAUUUACCAUCUAUUUAUGAUCAUAUUGGCAAUCUCAAAAUGCACACCAACAAUUAUUAUGGAGCAUUUCACAAUUUCAACGUAUCAUAUCGUCUUAAAUGCAAAACAUUAUCAUCUGAACAUUCAGAUAUGAGUAUUACAUUUAAUCAUCUUGGAAAUUAUUAUAAAGCGAUUGGAAAUAUGACUAAAGCACAUUACUAUUAUAAGGAAGCAUUAAAAUAUAAAAAUAAUUCAAUUAAUUUUGCGAUAACUAAAUUAAAUAUUGCUAUUAUUUAUAUGGAAAAGCAACAUUAUUAUAAAGCUCGAAAUAGGUGUUUAGAUGCACGGGAAAUCCUUCAACAAGUGCAACCAUCCCCUUAUGGAGAAAUCCUUGUGUGUCAAGGUUUAUUAGGAGAUAUUCUAUUUAAACAACAUAAAUAUAAUGAAGCAAAAGAUUUUUAUUUAACCGCAUUUGAAAUGGGAAAGAAAUAUUUAUCUAUUGGUGAUCCUCGAUUAAUACAUUGUAUUUGUGCACUCGCUGAUUUAUACGAAAAAAAAAUUGAUCAAACAAAUGCAAUUGAGUUUUGUCUUGAACAACUAUAUAAUCAUGAAAAAUAUUUAUUCAAUUCGAAUCAUAUUAGUAUCGCACAUAUUCAAAUGAAGAUUGGUCAUUUAUCAGACGAUAUUAAUUGGUAUAAAAGAGCAAUUAUUAUUUUAAAAAAUAAUAUUCACCUAGAUUAUGUAACAACCGCUAAUUGUUUUAUUAAACUAGCUCAAUAUUCUCAAGAUGAUCGAGCUUUAUUACUUUAUAUCGAAGCAAUUCAAAUACAAAAAAGGAUUUAUCCACCAAAUCAUUCAUUGAUUAUUACAACUCAAAAACAAUUAAGUAAAUUAAACAAACUAAAGAUACUCCCUACAAAUUUAUCAAUUGAAAAAAUUCUUCAACAGUUCCAAACAAACAAUGAUGAACUUCAACAACCAGUUCAGCCCGAAAUCGGUAUGGAGACACCAUUUAUUAUUCAUCAAUUAGAUUCCGAUGAUGAUCAGACAAACAUUGAUGUAGAAUCUUUUAGAGAAGACUCUAGAGGUUGUAGAAAUAAUCAACAAGAGGUACAAUUGCCAGACGAUAUGAAACACAAAUCAUCUAUUUGUAUUCGAUCUACAGAAAGCAUUGAAGGACAUGAAAAUCAUCUAUCACAUAUCUCAACUUCUUCAAUGGAUUCAAAUCAACACUUGAAUACUAAUAUUAAAAUAACAGAUGAUUAUUAUCAACUCAAGAUAGAGAAUUUACGCUUAAAAUAUCAAAUAGAAUUAAUGAAAAUAAAAGACGAACAAAUAUUUAUUCCAAUAGAUAAUAAAAAAUAA